Molecule: messenger RNA, 1491 nt
Organism: Naegleria fowleri
Lineage: Eukaryota; Heterolobosea; Eutetramitea; Acrasida; Naegleriidae
Exons: 3
Coding region: 1-1491 (496 amino acids)
Source: RefSeq, a predicted model, not a curated record
AUGAAAGCAGUUUCAAAGGCAGACAAACAGGCUCGAACGUUGUGGUUGAGUCAAUACAAGGCCCUUAAAGCGAAAGAAGAAAAUUAUCGGAGAGACUUGGCUCAUCAUUUCAUCAACAAUCCGAGAUUGAGUGAUAUGAAAGACUUUUUUAAUGAAAUUCAAUGUACAGAAGGCCUCCAAAGGCAAAAACAGCUUGAAGAGAGAAAAGAAUGUUUGGAAGAUAUUCAAGAUAUAAGUAAACGAGUAUCAUCACUGAAAAAACUUACAGCAGAAAGAAGCGGGACAAUGCAAAACGAUCAUUCGGGUGAAGAACAACAGGAAGAAUUCUUGAGUAGAAUUCAAUCCGUCAUGGAGAGAAUUGAAAAACAAUGUAUAGUAUUUAAACAAACACGAAGACAAAUGCUUCAAACGCUCAACACAGAGGAAAAGAUUUUAAUGAAAGAAAUUAAGAGUUUUGAAGGCUUGAUCGACGAUCCGGAUUGGCUUAAGGAAAAAGAAGAACCUGAGUGUAUUUUUACAAAUCCAGAGAAAAUGAAAGCGGUCAAGCAAUACAUUGAACAAAGAGAAAAUUUGCGUGUUCCAAUGGAAGUUAUUGAUUACGAUAACUAUGUAGCUGAGAAUGGAGGCUUGACAGGAGGAUGGGACGCCGAAGAUCAUACACUAUUUGUAAAACUUAAAUCAAAAUAUCAAGACCCUCAAAUAUUUAUUUCAAAAGCAGUGGAAGAAAUUAAAACACACAGUAUCAUUGAGAUACAAGAACACGAAGAGUUCUACAAGAAUUUAAUCAUUCUGCAAAAUCAAAAGAAAGCUGCUAUCCAGCGAUGGAAAGAAGAGAAGAAGAAGAAAAAGGAUGAACAGAUUGAAAUUGAAGAGCAAGACAAGGUAAAACUGUUGGAACGAGAGGAAGAAGAGCGACAGAGAGAAGCAAAACGACAAAAAGAACUCACAAAGAUUAAGCUUCAAACUUGGAAAAUUGAAAAAGAGCGCCUAGAGAAGGAAAAGCAAGAACUCGAAGAACGAGCUAAACAAGAAAAACUCAACAAGCAAAAGGAAGAGGAACGAAGAAAUCGAGAAAUUACUAGGAUGCAACUCGAGAGCUACAAACAGCUCAAAGAAAUGAAGCAAAAAGAGAAGCAAAAGUCACUUGUAGAAGAGCUUUCCAAAAAAACACGACCACCUUCUCCUGCAGAAUUAGCAAGAGUGCGUGAAAGGGAGGAGCAAUUACUGAAGAGAGCUCAAGAACGGAAAUUAAAACGAGACCAAGAAGCAAAGGAGAAGGAAGAACGUCUCUCAAAGCUUAAGGAGAAAGUUAAGGUCGAAGUGGAAUCGGAUGCCGAUCGUCUCCUUAAACCUACUCAAGCUCAGUUCAAUCGAGAAGUCGAAAUACGAGAGUACAUGGCUCAACCAAAAGAUGAAGGGUCAGGAAGAAGGCCCAUUUCGUUUGAUGUGAGAACGAUUUCACACAAAACAAUACCGAGCUGGAGAAAGUAA